UUUAAGCCCUGGAGGCUUACACUGAAUUUAAAUAAAGGCGGCUAACUUCCCUUCUACUCCAACCAGCUUUACCAGUCCUUUCCCUUUCCGUUUUCCCACCCUUUCACUCUCCGGAAGGAGCCGAACACUUUAGAGCACUUCCCAGUCUUCCUCUACUCGCUCACGGAAAGAGCCGAAAGCAGAGCUGGGUGCUGAAGCCCAGCUGCCUAGGUCUCGGGCCCUUCCGGACAGACCCGGACUGCGCUCGGAAGAGGAGGGCGCCUCGGAUUUCGGCGCCUCGCCUCCGCGCGGUGCCUUCUGUUGGCGGCGUAGGGCAGCAGUAGCGGCUGUGUCGACGUCGACCAAGACUGGAGCGACGUUUAAAGAAGCAGCAGAAUCGCCGGGGAGUCCGGCUUCUUGUCGGAUUCUGACCCUUCCGCGGCCUUAAGAGAAAGCGGCGGCGGCGCCUGGAAGCAGGCAUGGAGAGUAGAAAACUGAUUUCUGCUACAGACAUUCAAUACUCAGGCAGUCUGCUGAACUCCUUGAAUGAGCAGCGUGGCCAUGGACUCUUUUGUGAUGUUACUGUUAUUGUGGAAGACCGAAAAUUUCGAGCUCAUAAGAACAUUCUUUCUGCUUCAAGUACAUACUUCCAUCAGCUGUUCUCAAUUGCUGGGCAAGUUUUUGAACUGAGUUUUAUAAGAGCAGAGAUUUUUGCAGAAAUUCUGAAUUAUAUCUAUAGUUCUAAAAUUGUACGUGUUAGAGCAGAUUUACUUGACGAGUUAAUUAAAUCAGGGCAGUUACUAGGAGUGAAAUUCAUAGCAGAGCUUGGUGUCCCACUGUCACAGGUUAAAAGCAUCUCAGGUACAGUGCAGGAUGGUAAUGCUGAAACUUCAUCUCCUGGUUCUAAUGACAAAAACCUUGAAAUACAAAAAUCAAAAGAUGAAGCCCAAGAUAAUGGGGCUCCUAUAAUGCCCAUUAUAACAGAGUCUUUUUCAUUAUCUGCUGAAGAUUAUGAAAUGAAAAAGAUCAUUGUUACUGAUUCAGAUGAUGAUGAUGAUGAUGUCAUUUUCUGCUCUGAGGUUUUGCCUGCAAAGGAGACUUUGCCGAGUAACAACACAGUGACACAGGUCGAGCCAAACCCAGCCCCUGUUGCUAUUUCUGAAGUGGCACCUUGUGCUAGCAAUAACUCUCCCCCUUUAACAAAUAUCACACCUACUCAGAAGCUUCCUACUCCUGCAAAUCAGGCAACUCUGAGCCAAACACAAGGAAGUGAAAAAUUGCUGGUGUCUUCAGCUCCAACACAUCUGACUCCUAACAUUAUUUUGUUAAAUCAGGCUCCACUUACUACGCCACCAAAUGUCAGCUCUUCACUUCCAAAUAAUAUGUCCUCUUCAAUCAAUUUACUUGUGCAGAAUCAGCAGACACCAAACAGCUCUGUUUUAACAAGAAAAAAGGCCAAUGAAGAAGAGGAGGAAGAAAUUAUAGAUGAUGAUGAUGACACUAUUAACUCCAGCCCAGACUCAGCAGUCAGUAAUACAUCUUUGGUCCCACAAGCUGAUACCUCCCAAAAUACCACUAUUGAUGGAUCAUUAACCCAGAAGAUGCAGAUUCCGACACUUCUGCAGGAGCCACUUUCUAAUUCUUUAAAAAUUUCAGGUAUAAUUACUAGAAACACUAAUGAUCCAGGCUUACGAUCAAAGCAUCUAAUGGAGGGUCAGAAAAUCAUCACUUUAGAUACAGCUACAGAAAUUGAAGGCUUGUCAACUGGUUGCAAAGUGUAUGCAAAUAUUGGUGAAGAUACUUAUGACAUAGUGAUCCCUGUCAAAGAUGACCCUGAUGAAGGGGAGACCAAACUUGAGAAUGAGCUACCAAAGACAUCUGGCAGUGAGCCACCAAACAAACGUAUGAAAGUAAAGCAUGACGAUCACUAUGAGUUAAUAGUAGAUGGAAGGGUCUAUUAUAUCUGCAUUGUAUGUAAAAGGUCGUAUGUCUGUCUGACAAGCUUGCGAAGACAUUUUAACAUUCAUUCUUGGGAGAAGAAGUAUCCAUGUCGUUAUUGUGAGAAGGUAUUUCCUCUUGCAGAAUAUCGCACAAAGCAUGAAAUUCAUCACACAGGGGAGCGAAGGUAUCAGUGUUUGGCUUGUGGCAAAUCUUUCAUCAACUAUCAAUUUAUGUCUUCACACAUAAAGUCAGUUCAUAGUCAAGAUCCUUCUGGGGACUCAAAGCUCUAUCGUUUACAUCCAUGCAAGUCUUUACAGAUCAGACAGUAUGCAUACCUUUCUGAUAGGUCAGGCACUGUGCCUGUCAUGAAGGAUGAUGCUAUCGGAUAUAAGGUUGAUGCUGGAAAAGAGCCUCCAGCAGGGACUACAUCCACUCCUCAAAACAAGCCAAUGUCCUGGGAAGGUAUUUUUAUUCGGCAAGAAAAUGAUUCCAUUUUUAAGCAGAAUGUAACAGAUGGCAGUACUGAGUUUGAGUUUAUAAUACCAGAAUCUUACUGAACUCCUUUGAAAUAUCACGAAGCUUGGGUUGGGUUAAGGGGCAGUGAUUUCAGAAGACCUGUGAAACAAGUGAAAAGUUAAUUUGAUCUGCUACAUCAUCUGAAAGUAGUCUAGUUGGAUUGUUGAUAAUCUUUAGAAGCAAUUUUCGAAAAAGUAGAGAUUGGAAAGCCCCCUCCCAGUAUAUGAUUGUAUAGUUAGCUUUUAGCUCAUUUAAAAGAGUUGAAAAUUAAAAGAUGCAGAAAGAUAGUUUUCUGAAUAGUAUUUGAAGCAGUCUGAAUGUUCUUUGAGAAUUACUGGAGCUACUAGAGUUACUAAUAUACCCUAGUACAGCUUAUAACUUUCCCCUUCCAUGUUAGCACUUUAUUGAUGAAUUUUCCAUUUUCUUAACAUUAAGACUAUGUGUUGUGUCUUGUAUAUGGCAUAAAAAGUAAAGAACUUCCAAAAAUUGUUCUAGUAAAUUUCAGAAUAAGUCCUACCUGGUUGUUUAUUCUGCUAGUCCAAAUGGGUAGCAACCUCCUGCCUCCCUCCAUGAAAAUAGCCAUGCAAAUAAGUCUCCUAUGAAGAAUGAGUUAGUUUUAGCUAAUUAGAAUUAAUCAUUAAUCGUUGCUUUUAUUGCCAUAUUCUUUAAAAGA
Molecule: messenger RNA, 3109 nt
Organism: Nannospalax galili (Upper Galilee mountains blind mole rat)
Lineage: Eukaryota; Metazoa; Chordata; Mammalia; Rodentia; Spalacidae
Gene: Zbtb33
Product: zinc finger and BTB domain containing 33
Exons: 2
Coding region: 459-2477 (672 amino acids)
Biological process (GO): regulation of transcription by RNA polymerase II
Cellular component (GO): nucleus
Molecular function (GO): protein binding; RNA polymerase II cis-regulatory region sequence-specific DNA binding; DNA-binding transcription factor activity, RNA polymerase II-specific
Source: RefSeq, a predicted model, not a curated record